Molecule: messenger RNA, 5640 nt
Organism: Ahaetulla prasina
Lineage: Eukaryota; Metazoa; Chordata; Lepidosauria; Squamata; Colubridae
Product: testis-expressed protein 2-like
Exons: 12
Coding region: 605-3631 (1008 amino acids)
Cellular component (GO): endoplasmic reticulum
Molecular function (GO): lipid binding
Source: RefSeq, a predicted model, not a curated record
GCCUGUGUGUGAGCAAGAGGACCCUUCUCCAAUCACAGCUGGAUCCUGCUCCCUCCAUGCCUUUUCUAACCGCCCCCAGACUGUUUGCUAGUCCCAAAGGACCAUGACCUACAGACUCUGAAGAGCAAGGGGGUUUAGCCGGAGCGCAGGAUCUUCUGUUAGAGAAAAAGGAAACUGAGAAGGUCGCCCCUGGGCAGCCAGCAGGGAAUCACUGGGCAGAGUCCUAGUCAGAAAAGGAGGGGCUCAUACUCUAAUGUAGGCGGACAGAGUCCUCCCAGGCCAUUUGCCUGGAAACCCAGAGCGGCAGACUGGUACUGGCUGAAAGGUACCUUCACCUCGUGGUGCAGAGUAAAUCUGGGUUGCGAGAGACCCAGGAAAGAGACCUUGGAGUCUCACUGGGGGGAGCAGCCCAUGUAUGGGGAGCUCAGUGUCAAGGUUCCCACUUGGGAGACAGAAAUUUGGAAUCAGGAAAAAUUGCCCAUCCAGGCAGGGUAUGAAGAAAAGGCGCGUAUGCGGGUCGUGUGAGAAACGGACACUGCUCAUUGACGAAGCUGAAAAAACCGUUUGGCUAAAUAAAGGCUGAGUCCCAGGGAGGAUGUGAAAGAUGACUGACUGUCCUCAGAUGCCUUCGGAUCCUUCUACAGCAAAUAUUUCUUGCCCUCCCUGGGAAGAAACAUGCCAUCCUUCCCAAAGGUUAAGCCAUCGCUCAGCUGCUGAGUCUGGAAAGGACAUUGUGUGGGAAGAUCAUGAGCUGAUCUUUGCCUUAGAUGAUGAGGAAGCUCCAGCUCCAAACUCAGCCAACAAUUUUUUCUUUCAGGAAGAUGACUGCAAAGAGCCUACCUUCUGUGGAUCAUCCGCUCCUCUGUUUCCUCUUGAAUCAGAUUACUCACCUGCGCUCCCCAUUUCUCACUCCCUGUCUCCAACUCACUCAGCAUCUCAGAGAUCAACCGGCUUGGAAAACUCACACAGCCCCCAACCCUUAAUCAACUUGGUGAAAUCCCUCUCAACGGAAAUUGAGCCUCGGGAAAGUCCAUCUCUCAAACCCCAGCCUUUGUUGAGCUUGGUCAAAUCCAUUUCCACUGAAAUUUCUCGCUUGGAGCCCGAGGUGUCGCUGUCCAAAUCAGACUCUAAGCUCAACGUUCAUCUCUGGCGACAAAUCACCCAGCCCAGGAACAAAAAUGGCGAUUCCAGGACUGCUCCAUCAUCUCCCAACCAUUCUCCUUCAGAGAACAAGGGCAGCUUCUUCAAGGCUCAGGAAGCCAAGUUUGAGGACACCAGAAGGAGGUUUUCGGAAGCCAUGCAGGAGCCACUCAGCAGGCUCAGCAAAAUCAUUGGGGAUGAGAAUAACAUGUCCCCCAAGCUCCGAUUACCCCUCUCCGGGCACCAGCAAGGUGCUGAUUUCCUUUCUCAUCCUUUCAAGGGCUCUCCCAUCUUGGAGAGCAAUUUGGAACAUCCCCUCCAUGAGACAGAUUGGGCUGAGACCAUUUCAUCGGGGAGAGGGGAAAUGGAAGAGCGGAAGUGGGACCCCUCUCCACAUUGCCAGCAGGAAGAGGGCCCCUAUGGUGAUGUCUUCCAGGAGAUUGAGACGACUGAGAAAAAAAGCAAGGCCACAGGCGAAAUGCAGACUCUCUCACCUCUUGGGGCAGUCCAGCCCCCCAAGUGCUGCAGCCCAGUGCCAUGUAAAGUUCUCACCUGGAUUGCCAUCUUGGCCUACAAUUACCUGGUCCUCCCAUUGCCUCCUUAUAUCUCCGGCCUCUGCCUCGGCUUAGCCUGUGGGUUCCUUCUCGGUCUCCUGGUUAUUUUACUGCUGGUGCCAAAGCGUGCCCUGUCCCCACAGAAAAGGCCCCCUCCUCAGAGCAUGCUGCCCUUGCAAACGAUACCUCAACAGCCAUGGGACCUCCAUGUGCUCAAGGGUUGGAUGAAUGAAAUGCAUUUUUAUGACCCUGAGAUUUAUCAUCCUUCUCUGACCCAUUCCGUAUUUGUGACCUUAGAAAACUCCAACCUGACGUUAUCUUAUCCCCAAAGCAGCAUCCCUCGGCGAGCCACCUUUGGGGAAGAGAACUUUGAGGUGGCUUUUGUGACCCACCGACUUUAUGAUAUGAGUGGAGCCAAGGUCUUCCUCUUCCCAUCUGGGCUGGCUCGCAAAAGGAUGUGGAACAAAAAAUAUCCCAUAUGCCUUCUUUUCCCAGAAGAAGUGGAUCUGAAGACCAAAGCACUAGCAGCAAAAGGCCAAGAUGUGGACUCUCCAGGAGAGGAGAACCCAAAGAAGAAAGAAGGAUCAGGGCAAUGCCAAGCUGAGGCCCAAGAAAGGACACUUUAUCUCUUUGGCAGAACAGGUAGAGAUAAGGAAGAGUGGUAUCAAUAUCUCAGGAGGGCCUGCCAAGCUGAACACCAUGAGCUACACCACACCAGGCAAGGUGAACUCUUCUCAGGUAUAAUCCAGUCCAUUCCUGCAGAAAAGGAGAUCCACAAUCACAGCAGCGGCAGCACAGAAGAUCUGCUCCCUGCAACUAAGCCCAAGGAGCUGAGCAUCAGUAGCCAAGAAAAACUCUUACUGGAUUACAAUGUGUAUAUGUCCCAAAUCAUUCCAGCAGUUACUGACUCCGACCCAAAGUCCUGCUCCAAUAUAGCAGACAGCCCUGGUUCCAAAAAGUUCCCUGGGGAUGGAAAUAUGACCCCCAACCCCCCUACAGUUUGGGUCAAUGCAAUGCUUGGCCGAGUGUUUUGGGACUUUCUAAGGGAAAAAUAUUGGGCAGAUCAAGUUUCAGAUAAAAUUCAGAAGAAACUGGGCAGAAUCAAGUUGCCAUAUUUCAUGAAUGAGCUCAGCCUAACUGAUCUGGAGAUGGGGACCUCCAUCCCACACAUACUUGGCACUUCUAGCCCCACUGUGGAUAACCGAGGCCUUUGGGUGGAUAUGGAAGUGACCUAUCAAGGAACCCUGAAGAUGACCCUGGAGACCAAGAUGAACUUGUAUAAAUUAGGCAAAGAAGACCUGGAGGAGGAAAACGGGAAAGCAGAUAAGGACAGAAAAGGCAUAAAACCCCGUGUAGACCUGUUGGCUGAGAGUGAUGCGGAGUCCUCCAGUGCCGGUUCUUCUGAGGAAGAAGACAUGCCCGUUGUGGAGCUCUCGGGGAUCCCCGGAGAAAGGAAAACCCCUCCUGGCAUUGAAGGCUACAUCAGUGGUGGUAGCACCAGUCGGAAGAUUUUGCGUUUUGUGGACAAGAUUGCUAAAUCCAAAUAUUUCCAGAAGGCCACUGAAAAUGAAUUCAUUAAGAAGAAGAUGGAAGAGGUUUCCAACACUCCACUGCUUUUGACUGUGGAGGUCCAAGAUUUGACAGGCACAUUGGCUGUGAACAUCCCUCCACCUCCAACAGAUCGAAUCUGGUACAGCUUCCGGAUCCCUCCACAGUUGGAUAUGAAGGUACGGCCACAGCUAGGAGAACGGGAGGUCACCUUCCCCCACAUCACUGAGUGGAUUGAGAAGAAGCUCCAGCAUGAAUUCCAGAAAAUUUUAGUGAUGCCAAAUAUGGAUGAUAUCAUCUUACCUCUGAUGCAUUCUGGUUUGGAAUCCCAGCCUCUCACAGAAGGACCACAGAAAGAACUUCUACCUGAGGAUGUCAGAAACAUGUGAGGUGUUGUCCUCUGGUAGUUGACCUGCUCUAGUCCCCUGAGGGAGCUAACCAGAUACCUGUGCUUGAGAAUAAAGAUUCUCCUCCAAGUCUCCCUGCUGGCCUCUUUUCCCUCUGGAACUGUUUUCAGAUGAAGGAGAUUUGUCUGGAUACGGCUUAUUGAAGAAGAAGAUACUCCAGGUAGGUUACAAGCACCCUGUGUGGUCGAGAAAGAAAAGGCUGCUUGGAAUUCUCUCCAUGUUGCAUCUCUGCAAGUAACUUUAAUUUUAAGUAUCAGUUAAAUGGCAGAACCAUCCAUAACACUGAACAGGGUCUCUGUGAAGGAGGAAGUAAGAGUCCCUUCAGCUAGUGCAAAAGGGAUAACUGGGGUGGGGGAGAUAGAAGCCAAUUGGAGUUGGGGACUCCAAGACUCAAAACUCCUCAGCAAUUUCCAUUUGAGCCUUGAGGAAGGAAAGAUGCUUGACUGACAGUUUUUGAAAAAAAGGAAGGAGUGAUGUUUCCUACUACACAACCUGGGCUAUUUACAGUCUCUCCAUGUUUCUUGGCUAUUGGCAACCUGAAAGCUGGUUACUGAAGCUUUGAUUCUGAAUUCAUUCUGACCCCAGUAUAGGCUGAAGACUAAAGAAUACGGGUCAGGGGAGCCACCAACACUCCUCAGUCCUGAUCCAAAGGUCUCAAAAGAAACAUGACCUAGUCUGAGUUUUAAAACGUGCUCCAGUUCAGAAACUCCUGGGGCCAGGAAGAAGGGGAACGCUGACAGGGAACCUCUUCUCUGAGCAUUACGUCAAAGAACCAACUGCUGCCGCCAGGGGACCAGGGGGCUUUUCUACCCGAGUGCAUGGAUUCUCCACCUGCCUUUAUCCCCACCCUCCCGGCGGCCUAUCUUCCUAUCUACACCUACAGCAAACUGCAGGAGACUUGAAGUUGAUAAGGGGAGGCCCAGGGCCACAUAGCAGCUCCACCAGGCCUCUUAAGCUCUUCACAAUGCAACGUUUCAAGAAAGCAAUAGCAAUGCCCAAGCUGACAUUAGUGAACUAGACACUUCUAUAAGGGCUUUGCCAACCUGGGAUAAUAUACAUCCGAUGGCUGCAAGAACAGGAGGGAAGGUGAAAGAAAAUAAAAGGCUCGGAUCAGUCCUUGAAGUGGGUUUUUUCCCUUUCCUGCUGCGCUUGUUCCUAACUGCCCAGAAUCACUGGGAGUUUGGCAGUACAUACAUUUAAUAAAUUAUUAUUACUCAUGUGACAGAGAAAUUAAACAUUUUUUGUAAUGUUUAAUGCAUUCUGGCACCACUUAUGUUGCAUGGAUUUGAAUUUAGUCAACAAAUCAUGAUUAAAUAAGCUAAUUCACCCUAAUGGUCAUGCUGUUUCCAAAAUUUAAAAAAAUCCUCAUGUUUCAUGGGUAAAGACUUGAGAUCUAGAGAUUGGCAUAAAAAUAAAAUUUCAAAACAUCUUUUCUCGUUCAAAGGCUUUAGCAGUGACAUAAAACAGUUGCAGCAGAAAGAGCUAUCCUGUUUUUGAGUUUCACAUAAGUCUGUUUCCUGUGACAACUGAUCCAUUUGCGAUGGAAAUUUAGGGUUUAUUUUUUAAGCUUUAAACUUCAAACUCAAGCUAACUUUGAGACAGUGUUUUUAUAAAUUGUUAUUUUUCCAAAAGUUAACUGAUUUUUAACUGACUUUCUGCACAUCUUAAAUAUUGUUUAUAGAUAUUGGCCAGAAGUUACAUUUCUAUUUAGGAGUUCAUCUCUUUUUUACUAUCCUUCAAAGGCUUCCAAAGUUUGUUAAGUAUACAUUUUAAUGCCCAAGAACAUUGCCUUGAAAAUCAAAAUUUCCUAUGAUCUGGUUGGAAGCCACAUGAGUAGCAUUAUCUUCACCUCGGAUUGCUGGAUGAAUCAUGUUUCAUAGGUGUCAGGUAUGAGGCAUAUCACCUGUGAUGAUGUCACUUCCCCCUUGGUCCCCCCCACACACAUGCUCAUAGAUGUUCCUCUGGUAACCUGAAAAAAUGUUUGCUAUCAA